AUCUUGGUCCUUGAGCUAGUAUACACAAAGUAUUCAAAAUCAGAACUUGAAUUGCAUUGAACGUUAAUUUGUUCUCGCUGCUGACUGGAAAAAAGAAGAAGAUUGUUCACAAGACUUGACCAUGCACUCAUAUAGUGGUUAUUUGUAAAUCUGUUGGAUAACAAGAUAUAAAGUUGCUUAUCCGAUUUGGGGAAGACAUCUGUGGACAAAUUGAUAAUUUGGGGAAGACAUCGUGUAUAUUUCUUUACAUGCAUUGCUAAUGAUUUCAAAGAAAAAAAAUGGUUUGGCUGGAAUCAGAAAUAAAAAUAUUGGAGCAACGUGAUAAAGGACUUAGAAAAUAACAUAGAUGAGAUUAAACGAAUUAACAAAAAAGGCAGAGAAAUUUGACAAAAUGGAACCUCAUCGCCGUCUUCCGGAUGUAGAACGUUUCACAUCUACAAAUUACAUUUCUUUUCAAAGUAGAGAGUCAAAAUACAAAGAUUUGCUGGAGGCACUAGAAGAUGACAACAACUAUAUGAUCGCAUUGCAAGGGAUGGGGGGCAGCGGAAAAACUACAUUGGCCAAAGUAGUGGGUAGAGAACUAAAGAAAAAUAAACAAUUCGCUCAUGUAAUCGCUACAACUGUGUCGUUUGAUCCUAAUACAAAAAGAAUUCAAGAUGAUAUUGCCGGACCUUUAGGAUUAAAAUUGGACAAAAUUCAUGAAUCAGAACGACCCAAAAAACUAAGGAAUAGAUUAACAAAUGGUAAUAAAAUUCUACUAAUAUUGGAUGAUGUGUGGGAUCGAGUCUUGCCUAUUGAUUUUGAUCUAAUAGGAAUUCCAAAAAAAACCAAUCACAAAGGUUGCAGACUUCUUAUAACCACACGCAGUAAACGAAUUUUCAAUAUAAUGGGUUGUGAUAGGAUGAUUGAAUUGGAGCUCUUAUCUGAAGAAGAAGCAUGGGACAUGUUCAAAAUGUAUGCCGGUAUAAGCAAUAGUUCUUCAGAAAGUUUGAUCACUAAGGGACGUCAAAUUACUAAAGAAUGCAAACAUUUACCUGUUGCAAUUGCAGUUAUCGCUAGUAGUUUAAGGGGCCAACAAUAUCGUAAGCACACAUGGGAUGCUACCUUAAAAUCCUUGAAGAACCCUGUCCUCAUGGACGAUGUUCAUAAAGAAAAGGUUGAAAUUUAUAAAUGUUUGAAGUUUAGCUAUGAUUUUAUGAAGGAUGAAAAAGCCAUGCGAUUAUUCCUCUUAUCAUCUGUAUUCCCAAAAGGUGAAGACAUCCCUCUUGAAUUUCUAACUAGACUUGGCAUUGGAACGGGCCUUUUCGGGGAAGAUUAUGGCAAAUACGAUGAUGCUCGAGAUGAAGUUGUUGUAGCCAAAAAUAAACUCAUAGAUUCUUGUUUGUUGAUGGAGGUUGGUGAUAAAUAUGUAAGAAUGCAUGAUUUUGUUCGUGAAGUGGCUCAUUGGAUAGCAAAUAAAGAGAUUCAAAGUGUAAAUUUGUCCAACAAAGAUACAAAAUCAUCACUUGAAAAGGAAAUGAAUGUUAAAUAUUUAUUUUUUAAAGGGAAUGACAUGGAUUUGUUUUCCUCUAGGUAUGAUGGUUCGAAACUUGGUAUUCUAAUUGUCGACAUGGAAAUAGUUGAAGACUGUAAAAGUAUAGAAGUCCCAAAUUCAUUCUUUGAAAAUAUUGGUAAGCUUCGAGUUUUGUGCUUUUUAGGUCAUGAAAAUCAACCCCUAUUAGUACCAGAUUCAAUUCGCUCAUUGGCAAAUAUUCGAUCUAUAUUGGUUGAUGGAGUUGAUUUAGGUGACAUCUCUGUAUUGGGAAAUCUACAAAGUCUUGAGACUCUUGAUUUGGUUGAAUGCAAAAUCAAUGAAUUGCCACACGAAAUUGCAAUGUUGGGGAAAUUAAAAUUGUUAAACUUGGAAGAAUGUGAAAUUAGAAGGAAUAAUCCAUUUGAGGUUAUUGAAAGAUGCUCAACACUUGAAGAGUUGUACUUCAUAGAUAGCUUUAAUGAUUUUUGUGGAGAAAUAACCUUACCCGAGUUACAAAGGUAUCGUAUCCGUAAAGGGUGGAGUGUGAUGGAUGAUUCACUAUCAAAAUAUGUGUCUUUUGAGGCAGGUAAUGAUGAAUGUUUUUUUUCAAAAGAAACAUUCAAGUAUUGCAUGCAAACAACAAAGGGUCUUCAACUAAAUGGAAUAAAGGAGGGAUGGAAAAAUCUCAUUCCCGAGAUUGUUUCUAACGGUAUGAAUGAUCUUGUUGAGCUUCGUUUGACACGUAUUUCACUUUUAAAGUGUCUGAUUAGCACUAUUCAUUCUGAAGUACCAAAUACAUUGUCCAAAUUGGUUGUACUAAAACUGGAUACAAUGGAAAAUUUGGUAGAACUGUUCAAUGGCUCCAUUUCUGUUGACUUUUUGAAGAGUUUAAAGAAACUAUCGAUAAAGAAUUGUAAAAUGUUUCGAAGAUUGUUUAAUUGCACACUUAAUUUCUGCAAUCUAAGGAGUGUGACACUGCAGAAAUGCCCAAUGUUGAUUAGCCUCUCUCCAUUAUUAACUUCUCGGAACAUCGUGCUGCUAGAGAAGUUGAAAAUAGCUGAUUUUGAGGGAUUGGACAACAAAGUAAUAGAUGACAAUAAUAAAGAUGACAAGAGUCAUGGACCAAUGUUUCCAAAACUAAGAGUUCUUGACAUUGAUCGAUGUCACCGAUUAGAAUCAAUAUUCCACUCCCUAUCUUUUCAAGAUCUUCCAGCACUAGAAAAUAUCAACAUAAAGAGAUGUGAUGAGCUAAAGCAUAUACUUGGCCAAAACCAACAUGUAGAACGCAAUUCACUAAAAGAAAUAAAUCUGUUUGAAUUACCAAAUUUCAUGAGUAUUUUUCCAAGAUAUUCUCAUUCUAUGUCUUCCCGAGUGAAUGAGUCCUCUUCAACUUCUAGAAGUGGUUCCAAGGUACACAAAAAAGUGGACACUAUCAAAUGCAAUAUCUUCUCUUUGACAUCUUGUCAUGGUUAUAGACGCAAACUUGGGAGUAUUUCAACUACUAAAACCCCAUCGACUCAUAAGGAUCCACUGCAGAACAACUCAACAGCAUCAACAUCAGUAUCAAGUUCACACCGUCUUCAAAUAUGGGAAAGUGUACAAUGUUUUCAAGUGCAAUCGAGUUUCCUGUGCAAUGUAAAAGAGAUUACGCUUUCUUAUAUUUCGAAUAUAACAUCGGUGCUUAUCCUGUCUUUUGCUCCAACAAUGUUGGUGGAAACUUUGACGAUUAGGAAUUGUCAUAAAUUGAAGCACAUAAUAGUAGACAUUGAAGAUGAUGAAAGUGCUGACAAGAAUUGGGGUAAUGUGUUCCCAAAAUUGAAAAUGCUUGACGUUCGAGAUUGCGAGCAAUUGAAAUACGUAUUUGGACACUACACUGAUGGACAUCCAAACCACCAUGAGAUUCACUUUCAUCUUCCAGCACUACAACGUCUCGAACUUUACAAUCUUCCCAAUUUAAUUGCCAUAUCUCCUAAACAAUAUUGCAUAAGAUUUCCACCUAUUAAAGAACUUAAAAUCACAGAAUACUCCAAGGAUGCUAUCAAACCUAAUGAUGAAUUCGGUAAAUAUCAGUCCGAUUCAAAAUUUGUGCAUAAUGCAAUCAUGAAGGUAUCAAUUUCUCAUGAUCUUCAGCUAGGGGAACCUUCUCAGUGCCUUCCUGUACAAUCAAACAUCUUGUGCAAUGUAAUAGGGAUUACGCUGUUUGGUAUUUCAAAGAUAAAAUCUGUGUUUAAGAUUUCUAUUACUCCAAGAUUGUUGGUGGAAUCUUUAAGAAUUGAGAACUGUGAUGAAUUGAAGCAAAUAACAGUAGAUAUUGGAGAUGAUAAAAAUGGUGGAAAUAUUUGGAGAAAUAUCUUCCCAAAAUUGGAAAGACUUUGCAUUAUAAAUUGCAUGAAAUUGGAAUACAUAUUUGGAAACUACACUGAUGAUCAUCCUGGCCACAAUAAGAUUCCACUUCAUCUUCCAGCAUUACAAUAUCUCGAACUUUGCAAUCUACCAAGUUUAGUCUCCGUGUGUCCUAAACAAUAUUGCACACCAUUUCCACAUUUAAAAGAACUUAUACUCAAAGAUUGCUCUCUGGAUACUACAAUCACAAAGUUCCUUUAUAUAUGGGAGCAUGCUCAAUACCUACCACUACCAUCAAACAUCAUGUGCUAUAUAAAAGAGAUUACUCUGUCUGGUUUUUCGAAGAUAAAAUCUGUGUGUAUGCUUUCUUUUGCUUCAAGAAUGUUGGUGGAAACUUUGAGAAUUGAGCAUUGUGAUGAACUAAAGCACAUAAUAGUAGGCACAGGAGAUGAUGAAAGUGGUGGCAAUAAUCGGGACAACGUCUUCCCAAAAUUGGAAACACUUUAUGUUCAAAAUUGCAGGAAAUUGGAAUACAUAUUUGGACACUACACUGAAGACCAUUCAAACCACAAUGAGAUUCGUCUUCAUCUUCCAGCACUACAAUGUCUCAGACUUUGUGCUCUGCCAAGUUUAGUAGCCAUGAGCGGUAAACAAUAUGACGUAACAUUUUCUCCUUUGAAAGAAUUUGAACUUGUGGAAUGCUCUUUGGAUAAUACAAUCAUAAAGGAUUUGAGUGGGAGCUUGGAACAUUUUAUUGCUUUUGAAAGUCUCAAGGUACAUAACUCCAUAGCAGAAAAAAAAAAUUUGUCUCAAUGAAUUAGAAAGACAUCCAA
This is a messenger RNA of Vicia villosa (hairy vetch), 4689 nucleotides long. RefSeq names its product probable disease resistance protein At4g27220. The transcript has 7 exons. The record is from RefSeq and is a predicted model, not a curated record. Gene Ontology annotation, molecular function: ATP hydrolysis activity; ADP binding. NCBI's taxonomy places the organism in Eukaryota, Viridiplantae, Streptophyta, Magnoliopsida, Fabales, Fabaceae. The coding region runs from base 347 to 4672 and encodes 1441 amino acids.